Molecule: messenger RNA, 1544 nt
Organism: Mycetomoellerius zeteki
Lineage: Eukaryota; Metazoa; Arthropoda; Insecta; Hymenoptera; Formicidae
Gene: Pez
Product: protein tyrosine phosphatase non-receptor pez
Exons: 7
Coding region: 206-1483 (425 amino acids)
Cellular component (GO): cytoskeleton
Molecular function (GO): protein tyrosine phosphatase activity
Source: RefSeq, a predicted model, not a curated record
CACAGGAAAGUGACUGAUGAGUGUAUACGGUAUUUUAAGACAUCAAAGGAGUUGGCGUAAGCGCACCGCUUAAAAUAUAUAUCGAUAUAUCUUUUGACUUGUUAUAUCGCCAAUUUGUACUACGACGUUUCUCGUAAAUCGAGAUCGUAAUGCCACUUUAUAACGCGAAUGAUAUUUGAUAUAAUUCUACUUUGCGGCUGCCAAAAUGCCAUUCAAGUUCCACUUGAAAAAGAGCAGACAGUAUAAUGUCGUGUCCAAAAAUCAGUACGUAAUUUGUGUCGAAUUGUUAGAUGCUACUACUAUAGAAUGCACUCUCAGUAUCGACAGCGUUGGCCAGGAGUGUCUGGACAACGUGAUGCAACGUUUGGGAUUGGGACAGCCAGAGUUUUUUAGCCUACGCUAUGUUUGCCGCAGUACAUCAUCGCUUCGAUGGAUAGACAUGGACAAACCUUUAAAGAGGCAGCUUGAAAAAGAUGCUAAAAGCUUUACACUUUACUUAAGAGUUAUGUACUAUAUAGUGGACGUACAACUCAUUCAAGAUGAGAUGACAAGAUAUCAUUAUUAUCUUCAACUGAAGAAUGAUGUGCUAGAAAACAAAGUACAUUGUAAUUACAGACAGGCUUGUGUGUUGGCAAGCUAUUCUAUGCAAGCUGAGUUUGGAAAUUAUAGUCCAGAAAGACACACAAUCGAGUAUCUUCAACAGUGCACUUUUUUCCCAAACGAUGUAAACAAAACGGACCCAAAUGGACAAGAAUCUCUUUUGUACACAGCAAUAUGUCAAUAUAAAGGUUUUGCUAAUAUGACACAAGCUACUGCAGAGGAAUUAUAUAUCUCGAUUGCCAUGCAACUAGAGGGAUAUGGCACUGAAACUUUUCCUGCCAAGGAUAACAGUAACAAUAAAGUUAUACUUGGAAUUUCCAUCAAUGGAAUUAUGGUGGCCUAUCCUAAUACUCAAACAACGCAAUUUUAUAGAUGGAAAGACAUCAGUAAUGUCAUAAAUCAAAAGAAGACGUUUAGAAUAGAGUGCAAAUGUGAAGAAGCGAAGCAAUUUGUAUUUACCGAGUCGCGCGAUGCGAAAUACGUAUGGAGAUUAUGUAUAGCCCAACAUUUAUUCUAUAUACAGUAUCAAGAACGUCGUCCACAAGAAAGAUCUAGUGGCUGCUGUGAUAAUGAUACAAACGAUUCUAGUGAGCAAGCAGUAUCCGUGAAUUCGGAUAACAGGACCUCAGAUACACAUACACGGUGGACAAGUUACAAUGAUCUUUCAAUACCAUCACCAUGUCCUGUUGUAUCCAUUUCGUCAACCGAUAUAAAUAAUUUGCGCGCGUUACUACCAUCAUAUAGACCGGCGCCCGAUUACGAAACGGCGGUCCAAAUGAAAUAUAAUAGUGGAAACGCUUCUCAGCCUUAUUAUGCAAACCAGUCCGCAAUAGUUGGUUCAGAUAUUUCGUGUCUGCUAGGUGUAAACCGCAAUAGAUAUUAAAUUUAAUGAGAUACCUGAUAAAGUUCUACUGAAAUAUUUGUGAUAAAAAUUUGAACAUACA